Messenger RNA from Ophidiomyces ophidiicola, 1221 nucleotides. It is a transcript of the gene SKS1, whose product is annotated as Serine/threonine protein kinase. Gene Ontology annotation, cellular component: cytoplasm. The transcript has 2 exons. Lineage: Eukaryota; Fungi; Ascomycota; Eurotiomycetes; Onygenales; Onygenaceae. The coding region runs from base 1 to 1221 and encodes 406 amino acids. The record is from RefSeq and is a predicted model, not a curated record. Gene Ontology annotation, molecular function: ATP binding; protein serine/threonine kinase activity. Gene Ontology annotation, biological process: peptidyl-serine phosphorylation; autophagy.
AUGCUCCCAACACCACCACAAUCACCACCUCCAGUCUCCUUUUGUGAAACACCAGAGGAUAGAGUGGGCCUACUACUUGCGAAUCGGCUGGAGCUCACUGGUGUACUUGGUGUCGGUGCAUAUGGAGUGGUAUACUCCGCCAUCGACAUCCAAACGCAAGUACCCUACGCUGUCAAAGCAUUGGAUAAAUCCAACCUGGACCCACGACAGCGAAAGUUUCAGCAAAGGGAGAUCAAGCUGCACCACCUUGCCAGCCACCAUCCCAACGUGGUUUCUCUAGUACGAAUCCUCGAUUCAUCUGAUUGCACCUUUGUUGUUCUUGAAUUUUGCCCCGAAGGCGACCUGUUUUCCAAUAUCACGGAGCGAGGCCAGUUUGUGGGCAAUGAUUACCUUGCCAAACGGGCUUUCCUGCAGAUACUGGAUGCCGUGGAAUUCUGCCACUCUAUUGGGAUCUACCAUCGGGACCUGAAGCCUGAAAAUAUUCUAGUGACUGACAAUGGGAUGACCGUGAAGCUUGCCGACUUUGGACUAGCCACAACUGAAUCCUAUACUUCUGAUUUUGGCUGUGGAUCUACAUUUUACAUGUCGCCAGAAUGCCAACAAUCAAACUUUCUUCCAUAUGCUUCUGCUCCAAAUGAUGUAUGGAGCCUCGGUGUCAUUCUUAUUAACCUCAGCUGUGGUCGAAAUCCGUGGAAGAAGGCAUCUCCUGAAGAUUCAACGUUCCAUGCUUUCCUCAAAAAUCGGGAUUUCCUUCGGACCAUUCUGCCUCUGUCUCCUGAGCUCAAUGCGAUCGCGCAACGCACGUUUGAAUGCGACCCUCAAAAACGGAUUACUCUGCCAGAGCUCCGCGAGUUGGUCGUCGAAUGCCAGCGACUCACUGUUCGCCCUAUCUCAGGAGUCUCUCAUCUGCCACCAUCCCCGUGUGUCAGCUAUGGAUAUGCCAAGGCCCCUUUCGGUUACAUGCAUUUCGACACUUAUUCUCCGGCAGCCGCACAGCCAAUCGAAGUACAGUACUCCAGCUCUGCAGUGUCCGACAGCUCGUUGACGGAUGACGACUCAUCCGUGUCCUCGUCCUCGUCUUCGGAAUACGCCCCUCCUGGUCAGCUGGCGCAAUUCAAGUUCGCUGCGCCAAUCAUUAUGCCCAACUACUGGUAUUCUUUGUUUCCUUUGGUUGAUAAGCCUGCGGUUCGCCAGUGCCCUCCCGAGGUGGCUGUGUGCUAA